AAAUGGCCCCUCUCUCGCCUCCUUCUUUGACAUUUCUGCCACAUCCUGGUCUCUGCUUUUCCCCUUUCUACCAUUCCACUCCCAAGUCCGCCGGGCUCCUGUCUGCUUUGUAGGCCGUCUCUGUCUUCCAUGUGUCUCUCCUCCUCUCUCUGCUCCGCUCUCCCCCUCAAACCCUCCACCCAACUCUUGACUCUGGACACCCAGACAUUCGGGACCUAUAUUCCACACUGAGCAUGGCGGACCGGAAGACUGCCCAGCCCAGGAGGAAAGAGAGGAAGGAAGCGGCAGCAGAAGCGCCUAAAGACAAAAAGGAAGUGGCGAUGCAGGUUGCGGUCGGCGCCGUGGACGGAGGCCAGCCGCUGGGGAACGGAGAGGCGGAGGCCGGCGCCGCCAACGGAGAGGCUGUGGAGCCCAUGGAGCUGCCUCCGUUUGAGAUCAUCACAGGAGACCGCAUCGACCCUUUCGCUUUCAAGUUUCAGUUCAAGAACGUGGAGUACUCCUCAGGGCGGAACAAGACCUACCUGUGCUACCUGGUGGACAAGGGCUCCGCCGACGGCCUGGCCCGGGGCUACCUGGAGGACGAGCACGCCGGGCUGCAUGCCGAGGAGGCCUUCUUCUUACAGAUACUGCCUGACUACGACCCCGCGCUCAAAUACAACGUCACCUGGUAUGUGUCAUCUAGUCCAUGCACGGCCUGUGCGUCAAAAAUCGUGGAGGCUCUAAAGAUAAGGAAGAACGUCAAACUCAGCAUCUUUGCCUCCCGGCUGUUUGAGUGGGAGGAGCCAGAGAUCCAGACGGGCCUCAAAGCCAUGCAAGAGGCGGGCUGCAAACUGCGGAUCAUGAAGCCCCUGGACUUCUCAUAUAUUUGGGACACAUUUGUGGAGAACGAUGAAUGUGACCUGAACCUCUGGGAAGACUGCAAGGACAGCUAUGAGUAUUACCAGGAGAAGCUGGCAGACAUACUGCAGUACUAGCCAGAGAACACAGCUGACUCAACACAGAACAUCAUCAUAACUCGAAGACCACCUCUACUGCAUCAGCCUCCAUGUUGUUCCCCUUUUGGUGAUCGAUCUGUAUUGUCCCUAAUGCACAAUUGUUUGUUUUUAUCUAAUUGAGUAGAUGUUUUUUUAAUUACAAAAAUUUAAUAUUUAGUUAUAAAUUAAAAUUAAAAAAAUAUUUUAAGAGAUAUUUUAAGAGAAGCAGAAUAUGCGCUUGAGUAUGCAAGUAUGUACAAUUUCAAAAUCCAUCAGGACAGAUUUGUUGAUCCAUUUGUCAUUUGAACCACCUGUAUGAAUGGAUUUAUGUGACGGUCAAUUAAUCUAAAUGGAAUCACAAACCUUGAAUACAUUCACCAACCAAAAGAUUAAUCUUUGCAGAAUUUUAGACAGAGGUUCACUAUUCCAAUAGCUCUUGUAAUAUGACUUACACACUCACAUUACAUAUAUCAUAUGAUAUAAGCCAAUUUAGGUAUUUCAUUCAUGCUGUUUAUUUGCCAUAUCUCUUAGUAAUGGAAUGCACUGCCAGUAUUGCAGUGCACAAUGCAGGGCACACUGCCAGUGUGGCAGUGCACAUCUGUGUUUCAAAUGCUGCUUCAUCCAACCUGAACCAGCCAUCAUCUUCACUCGGCCAAUAAUGUGGAACUGAGUAAGACAAUCUCACCUCUUUUAUUCAUUAAUACAAUUAUAGAUAUAAUAAUAUAUCAUCAAUGUAUAUUAUCUAUAUUUAUAAUAACUGUUUUCAUAUGUUGUAACAAUCCAAAACAUGUCUUAAAUCAUAUUAAUACUUAAAAUAAAAGUGCUAUUUUAAAUUA
Molecule: messenger RNA, 1810 nt
Organism: Gadus morhua (Atlantic cod)
Lineage: Eukaryota; Metazoa; Chordata; Actinopteri; Gadiformes; Gadidae
Gene: apobec2a
Product: apolipoprotein B mRNA editing enzyme, catalytic polypeptide-like 2a
Exons: 4
Coding region: 234-974 (246 amino acids)
Biological process (GO): cytidine to uridine editing
Cellular component (GO): nucleus; cytoplasm
Molecular function (GO): RNA binding; cytidine deaminase activity
Source: RefSeq, a predicted model, not a curated record